This is a messenger RNA of Closterium sp. NIES-67, 1952 nucleotides long. The record is from the annotation of a GenBank genome assembly. NCBI's taxonomy places the organism in Eukaryota, Viridiplantae, Streptophyta, Zygnematophyceae, Desmidiales, Closteriaceae.
GUUGAAUGCACGAGCGACGCCAAUUGUUCGACGAACUGCGUGCCGCCAAAGAACGUGCGGACGAGGCCAAUCGCGCCAAAAGUACGUUCCUGGCGACCAUGAGCCAUGAAAUCCGAACGCCCAUGAACGCAGUGAUCGGCAUGCUCGAAUUGACGCUCAAGCGCGCGGACCAGGGCCACCUCGACCGCCCAGCCAUCGAAGUGGCCUAUAACUCGGCCAAGGACCUGCUGGAGCUGAUCGGCGACAUCCUCGAUAUCGCGCGGAUCGAAUCCGGCCGCCUGAGCCUGGCGCCGGAACGUGUGAACCUGCGGGAAGUGAUCGAAUCGGUGGUACGUGUGUUCGACGGCCUGGCCCGCCAGAAAACCCUCAGCCUGAUACUGGAGUUCAAAACUGACCUGGACGACACCGAAGUGUUGAUCGACCCGCUGCGCUUCAAGCAGGUGCUGUCGAACCUGAUCAGUAACGCGAUCAAGUUCACCGAGCGCGGUCAGGUCAAAAUCAAGGUGGACGUGCUGCCCACCGAUCUUGCCCAGCAAGUCGAGAUGAAACUGGUAGUGGAAGACACCGGCAUCGGCAUCAGCCGCGACGAUCAGAUGCGCUUGUUCGAACCCUUUGCCCAAGCCGACAACUCUGGGCAACUGGCCAGGAGCGGCGCCGGCCUGGGUUUGGUGAUCUGCCGCAGCCUGUGCGCCAUGAUGGGCGGGCAAUUGAGCCUGAGCAGCGUGCCCAUGGUCGGCACCCAGGUGCAUGCCAGUAACCAGCGGCUGAGCCAGUCCAACGACGAGUUGGAGGCGGCCAAAAUGCAUGCCCUGGGCAUGGCUCAGGCCCGCGCGGCGUUCCUGGCGAACAUGAGCCACGAAAUCCGCACCCCGCUCAACGGCUUGCUGGGCAUGAUCGCGCUGUCGCUGGACAGCAGCUUGAACGCCGAGCAGCGUCAGCAACUGUCCAUCGCCCACGAUUCGGGCAAAGUGCUGGUGGAGUUGCUCAACGAUAUCCUCGACCUGUCCAAAUUCGAUGCCGGCCAGUUGGAACUGGAGCGCAUUCCAUUCGAUUUGGGCGCGCUGGUGGAAGACACCGCCAACCUGCUGUCGCAGAACGCCGCGCCUAGCGUAGAGCUGACCUGCCUGAUCGACCCGAGGUUUCCGGCCCAAGUGCUGGGCGACCCGACGCGCGUGCGGCAGAUCGUCAGCAACUUGCUGUCCAACGCCCUCAAGUUCACCCGCUUCGGGCGCGUAGAUGUGCGUCUCAGCGUUCAGGAGGGCAAGGUCCACAUUGAAGUCUGCGACACCGGCAUCGGCAUCGCGCAGGAAGCUCAGGUAAAAAUUUUCCAACCGUUUACCCAGGCCGGCGCCGGCAUCACUCGCCAGUUUGGCGGUACGGGCCUGGGUCUGGCACUGACGCGAAACCUGUGUGAAGCCAUGCAGGGGCGCUUGAGCAUCAGCUCGGAGGUCGGCUUUGGCAGCCAAUUCUGCGCCGAGCUGCCGCUGCCGGCGCAUUUGCCGGCGAUGCAGCCGCCGCCGCUCAGCGUGGAGUCCGCGCCUGUAGCGCACCGCGCGCGCAUCCUGUUGGUGGAGGACAAUCCGGUCAACCAACUGGUGGCCAAGGGCAUGCUCAGCAAGCUGGGCUGUGAGGUGGUCGUGGCCGGCCAUGGUGGCGUAGCGCUUAAGUGCCUGGAAGAGCAACACUUCGACAUGGUGCUGAUGGAUUGCAAUAUGCCGGUGAUGGAUGGCUACGAGGCCAGUCGGCAGAUCCGCAGCAGUGGACGCUGGCCGGACCUGCCGAUCGUGGCGUUGACCGCCAAUGCUAUGUCCGAAGAACGCGAACGCUGCCGCGCAGCCGGGAUGAACGACUACCUGGCCAAGCCUUUCCGUCGCGAAGAACUCAAUGCCCUGCUGGAUCUGUGGGUGCCGAAGACGACAGCGCUCUGAUCUGCCCCAGCAAUUGGUCCAGGC